CUGCGGAAGUGGAGACCGGUGGCCCGGCGGCUGAGACAGAGGACUGAAGUUGUGGAACCAUAAUAUGUGACAUCAGGUGUGUUUUGGUCAGUAGCCAUUAAUGAUUCUGGAAAUUAAAGCAGAUACAACACCUCAUCUGAGCUCUUAAAAAGCAAGCUACACCAUGGACAUAAAGCUGAACUCUUCCCAAGAUGACCUACCUCUCAUGGCCAAUACCAGCCACAUACUUGUGAAGCAUUAUGUGCUGGAUUUCGAUGUGGAUUUAGAAAGCCAAAUCAUCGAGGGCACCAUAGUGCUUUUCUUUGAGUCUGAAAACAUAUUCAACAAACCAAGUAGUUCCACUGAGGAAAUCUGCCAGUCAAAUGAAGCCUGCAAAUUUAGGAUGACUGAACCCUGCCAUAUUCCUGUGACAAAUACUAGGACUUUCUCAUCUAAAAUGGGAUAUAAUGAUUUUACCAUCUGUGGCAAAGGUGAAAGAGAUACUUCUGAUAAUGAUGGUAACCAUGACAACCAGGAACAGGCUUCUGGGAUUUCUGGCUCAAAGUACUGCUGUGACACAGGGAAUCAUGGAAGUGAGGAUUUUUUGCUAGUGUUGGACUGCUGUGAUUUAUCUGUGUUAAAGGUUGAGGAGGUGGAUGUUGCUGCUGUGCCAGGUAUUGAAAAAUUUACAAGAUUUUCCAAGCUCACGGCUGUUUCUGAGAAGCUUAGGAAUCAGAUUGUACAUGAACUUGUGACUCUGCCUGCAGAUCAUUGGAGGGAGCAGUUAGACUAUUACGCUCGCUGUAGUCAGGCUUCUGGCUGUGGGGAACUCCUGUUUGACACUGACACUUGGAGUUUACAGAUCAGGAAGACAGGAGCUCAGACAGCUACUGACUUUCCUCAUGCCAUAAGGAUAUGGUACAGAACUAAACCCCAGGGGCGAUCAGUUACAUGGACCUCAGACCAGAGUGGCAGGCCAUGUGUUUAUACUAUGGGAUCGCCCAUAAACAACAGGGCCCUUUUUCCGUGCCAGGAGCCACCCGUUGCCAUGUCAACAUGGCAAGCUACAGUUCGAGCAGCUGCAUCUUUUGUUGUUUUAAUGAGUGGGGAAAAUUCUGCCAAGCCAACACAGCUUCGGGAAGGUUAUUUAAGUUGGCAUUAUUAUGUAACAAUGCCCAUGCCAGCCUCCACCUUCACAAUUGCAGUGGGAUCCUGGACAGAAGUAAAGAAAGAGAUCUGCUCUUUAGAUGAAGUGACAAAAGACAGCUCUGUCUCACCUUCUAAGCCUGAUUUUAGGCACAUUGGCAUUUGUGAUCAUGUGGACUAUCCUUGCCGCUUCCAGAAUUCUUCCGCCAUCACCCAGGAGAUCAUUCCUUAUCGGAUCUUUGCCCCAGUCUGCCUCCAGGGUACCUGCCAAGAGACCCUUCUGCCGCUGAUUCCUCCUUGCCUCUCAGCAGCACACUCUGUCCUGGGAACACACCCCUUCUCCAGGCUGGAUGUCCUCAUCGUCCCUGCCAACUUUCCAAGUUUGGGGAUGGCCAGCCCACACAUCAUCUUCCUCUCCCAGAGCACCUUAACAGGAAAGAGCCAGCUCUGUGGAACCCGUCUCUGCCACGAAAUCGCCCAUGCCUGGUUUGGCCUAGCUAUUGGGGCCCGCGACUGGACGGAAGAGUGGCUGAGUGAAGGGUUCGCCACUCACUUGGAGGACGUGUUCUGGGCUGAAGCACAGCAGCUGGCCCCCCACCAGGCGCAGGAGCACCAGGAGCUGAGGGCCUGUCUGCGCUGGAGGCGCCUCCAGGACGAGGUACGGGACUCCUCGGAGGAGCUGCAGGUGUUGAGACCCAAUAAAGAGAAAACUGGGCAUGUGAGUGACUCAGGAUCAUCUGUCAUCAAACAUGGGCUCAAUCCAGAGAAAGCCUUCAUGCAGGUUCAUUAUUUAAAGGGCUAUUUCCUUCUCCGGUUCCUUGCCAGAAGAAUUGGAGAUGACACCUAUUUUUCAUUUUUAAGAAAAUUUGUGCAUGCUUUUCAUGGGCAGUUAAUUCUUUCUCAGGAUUUCCUUCAAAUGCUGUUGGAGAGCAUCCCAGAAGAAAAACGGCUUGAAUUGUCUGUUGAAAACAUCUUCCAAGACUGGCUUGAGAGUUCCGGAAUACCACAGCCGCUGCGGAGCGAGCGCCAGGCCCGGGCGGAGUGCGGGCUCGCGCGGCAAGUGCGCGCCGAGGUCGCGAAAUGGAUUCAGGUGAACCGGAGACCCCGAAAACGGAAACGAAAGGAAACGGAAGAAGUGUUUGAAAAGCUUCUCCCAGAUCAGCUGAUCCUAUUGCUGGAACAUCUCUUGGAGCAGAAGACCCUGAGCGCCCGAACUCUGCAAAGCCUCAAGAGGAUAUACUGCCUCCCCGAGCAGGAUGCAGAGGUUCGCCACCGGUGGUGUGAGCUCAUUGUCAAGCACAAGUACAGACAAGCGUACAAAGAUGUGGAGAGAUUCCUUCAGGAGGACCAGGCCAUGGGCAUCUACCUCUAUGGGGAGCUGAUGGUGGGUGAGGAUGCCACGCAGCAGCAGCUUGCCCGCAGGUGCUUCGAGCUGACCAAGGAGCAGAUGGACAGAACCUGUGCUGAGGUCGUCGCUGAGAUGUUGUUUUAAAAAGGAAGGAUCACAGCAAGAUUCUUUUCAGACAUCUCCCAGCCCUGGCUGCAACCAGGAUGGCAGUGACCCUGGACAUCAAAGCAAGAAUUACAGGGCUGCUGAAGCCAUGAGCCAACAGUGAUGUGCACAGCUGCGCCAGAGACCGGUCCCCCUCAUGAACACCAUCCCCACACGCCUAUGUGGGGGCCUUUGUCCCCCAGCCUGGACGUGCCGCCUCAGGAUGUUGAAUCAGAGUUGCACCUGUUCUGUGAGGUUAAGGCAGUUCUUUCAUACAAAUGAUGAAAAUCCAAGACACACGGGCAGAAAGCCUGCUGAACAUUCUGCGUCAGCCGUCAGCGUGUGACUUCACUGCACGUUUCUGUCAUUUCAGGAAACCAGAGUCUCUGUGCUGGGUCCGGGCUUAGGACAUCCUCCUCCGGGUUACUUCGGAAAGAUGUUACAGAAUCAUUUUGAUUGAUAUGUCCAUUAUUUAGAUUGUUCAAAUUUUUCUUAGCUUUUGGUGAACGUACAGGAUGAACACCUCAGAUGUAUAAAUAAACUGUAAUAGAUUCAGUUUUUUGUAUUUGAUUCCUUCUCAAUUUAGUACUGAUUUAACAGGGCAAUUACUGUGUAAGAAAAGGGUACUGCCCGUAUGCUGGUGUGUUCUUGCCCACCUUACUGGUGUCUCUAGUUUCCAGGGUAGUGUUGGGGCUCUCAGAAAGCUUGCAUGGGGGACACCUGCUCCUGAUGUGCAGAGUUGGGGCACAUUGAGGCCCUCUGGGGUCUGCGGUGUGUCACCCCUCUUUCCCACAAAUGUUUGAAGUUUUAAAAAGACAAAAGCUUCCCAGUACUGUCCAAAAGCAGGAUAGUCCAAAACAGCACAGGAAACACACUGACAGGUUCUUCACACAGGUGCUGCCUCUGGGGGCUGAGCUGACACUGGCUCCCCUGCCAGGCUGUGCCCCACUUUGGUGGGGUGACUGCAACUCUUCCACCAACCUUCAUUAGAGCUCGAUGUUCAGAAUUCUUUCACAGUGACUCAUUCUAAAAGGUCUCCUAGGAUUCGCUCUUGGCUGUUAACUCUGUGCUGCAUAUCAUUGUAUGUUGUGUGUUUAUUGUGUUGGUAAAAGAAUUUUUUUAAUUGGAAUAAAUGUAAGAACAGCUUUCGCUGAUGACUAGAGGUGAAAGUGAUGCUUUCUCUUCCGGUCGGGGUGAGAGUUUGGCCCUCAAUGAGGUGGAGCAGGACGGGGCCAGGAGCGUAGAUGGACUGGGGAGACCAGCUGGCUCAGUGGUUCCAUUUCAGUCUUGUUUUUCCAAAAAGUUAAAGCCACGCUACAUGUCUCUGGAAGUACUGAGGGAGAGCCGAGCCGCAGCACGUGUGAGGUUUUGCGCAAAAACAGCUUAUCAGAACUGACCUCCAGGUCAUCACUGGGGCCAGGGACCAGAACGAGCAGCAUCCUACUUUCUAGCCUCUGAAUGGGUUUUCCUACCUGCCCUCCAGCAUUUCUCAAGACACUGGAGCCAAGUGUGAGGAGGUAAGUCUGGCCAGAGCCCAAAGGGAUUCCAGUGUGGCGGCACAUCAAGAAAACGCCGGAGACUGGCAGUCCUUGAUUUUAGGUAAUUUGAUUUUAAAAACACCUUCCAGUAGGCCACUGGGAACCGGCCGACUCUGGUGUUUGGUGGGACUUGAGUCAGAAUGUCAUAGGGCAGCCCCGAUAUAAAAUAAAACGGGAUGCCUGGCUGUGGGUCCUCACCCGCGCGCUUAAAAGCGACUUAUGAAUACUCCACUACAGACACACACAAAAGGUUAAUAAAAGGUUUAUUUACAAGGGAAGGGGAAAUGAGGAAAUGUACAACUCAGGGAGAAAAUAGGGAAAUAAAGUCUUUAAUGCGUCCUACCCGAUCCGCCGACCUGGAAACCUAAAGGCACUCUCCGAGCUGGCCUGACGCUGCGAGCUGGUGGAGAGCCAAAAUGGGGGACCCCCCCCCCAAAGCCCACGUGUCUGCCUUUAUACCAACCUGGCUGCUUAACCCCACCCUCAGGUCCCAGCCACCUUCCCUCUGGUGGUGAUGGGAUUUGGAGUUCCCAGUGUCUUUGGCUUUGGCCUGGGGUGGGGGUGGAGUCCACAAAGCCUGUGUGGAAUUACCUUCAGGACAUCCUUUUCCCCCUAACAAGAAGGCUGUGCCCAUGGAGGCUUUCUCAACAUAGAAGCCGUGGUCCAGUGGGGAGUACAACCAGGCCCAGGCGCACCCACCCUCCCCAGGUCCCCAUCAUGGGUCAGGCUGGAACAGGUUUGCUUCCCCAAGGUCACUUACUAAGUGGCAGGCAGGAUUUGGACAUGGCUGUAUGUGGCCAGGGACUUCCCCAUCCUAGUGCCUGUCAGUUCGGUAAUAGCUUGAGGAACCCCAUCUUGUCACUGAGAGGGCAUGCUCCUGAUGCAGCCUGCUGUAAGGAUGGACCUGGUCAGGGGCAGGACCAGGUGGUGCCUGUUAUCAAAAGCGUGGAAAUGAGAACCUGUUUCACAGACCCCAUGGAGAGAUCGCCCACGGACCUGCGUGGCAGGCUGGCCCACUUCCUCAGUGGCCCAGCUUCUGAUCCCUGGUCCCCCCCUAAGAGGGUGUGUUUCUGGCUCAGCAGUUCACCAGACUCCUACCCCCAGGUAGGAACCACCUGGAAAUAUUGCUGCCCCCAGGCUUAGGGGAGAAGACAACAGAAUAGAAAGGUAACUACUUAACAAAAGGUACAAUUUGGAGCCUACAAGUUGCCUGGAUGCCCUGGUCUAGUGAAAGCAAACCCAGGGACUGUCACUUGGCUUCCUUAAACAGUGUGUGUAUUUGACAUGAAACGCCGCCAUCUGUCAGUAUUGCUGAGCAGGCAGAAAUCAAAUUCCGCAGGACUGUUGGGGGCCACCACAGCCCUAGAAGUGAAGUCUGUUGAACCGCAGAUUUGCUCUGGGGAUGUGUCCCAGGCCCACCGAGCCCUCCUGACACGGUACCAAUCAAGCCAGGCAGGUGGUGGCACCUGCCACCUGGCAGUCAAGCACACGGCCAGCCAGCUUUGAACUCAGCUGGGUUCACAUUUAUUAAAUGAGAAAAGGGGGCGCUCCCAUCCUUUGGGCGGGUCAAUGGUUAAUUGCCAAGCAAUUGUCCUCCAUGGGACAAAAAUGUCCUCCAUUUCCCAUCUGGAAAUGGGAAUUCCCUGCCUUAGCCAGCAGACCUGUGCUUGCACCCAACGGGGCAGGCUGG
Messenger RNA from Talpa occidentalis (Iberian mole), 5845 nucleotides. It is a transcript of the gene AOPEP, whose product is annotated as aminopeptidase O (putative). Gene Ontology annotation, cellular component: nucleolus. Gene Ontology annotation, molecular function: metalloaminopeptidase activity; zinc ion binding. The transcript is spliced from 17 exons. Lineage: Eukaryota; Metazoa; Chordata; Mammalia; Eulipotyphla; Talpidae. Bases 164 to 2617 code for a protein of 817 amino acids. The record is from RefSeq and is a predicted model, not a curated record.